AUGAAGAAGAUGGAUAAAGUCAUACAAACUAUCCAUAUAGGUAUUGUUGUUGCCGAGUUUCUUCAAAAGACUAAACGUAAUCUACAGGCAAUUAAGUUAUGCGAGGAAUGCUUGCUUUUAUUGAACAACUCGGCAAUGGGUAUGGAAGAUCGGAUCCCCAGAACGUUUUAUGCAAAGAGCAAUUUAACAUUGUUACAUGCAUAUUCCGACAUGUCUGAUGACGCAAACGCAGAAAGAUACGCCAGAAAACUUCUCUCCAUGUCCCAUGACUUUGGUGACACAAAAGGAGAAGGGUUCUUUAUGCUAACACUAGCAAUGAUAAACAGCAGGCAAAGAAAGUUUAAAGAAGCAAAAAAACUUUAUGAGAGGGCAAUCGGAAUCAUGAAAGCAACUGGAGAAAGAAAAUUAGAGGCCCUUGGUUACUUUGCUGCAGGAGAUCUUUUGGAAUCACUUUAUGAAUAUCAGAAGGCUAAAGAAUAUUUCGAGAAAGUACUUGCAAUCAACAUGGAAAUUGGUGACAAGAGAGGAGAAGCAGGAAGCUACGGAAACCUAGGAACUGUGUCAUGCUCACUCGGUGAACUUCAGAAGGCUAAAGAAUAUUUCGAGAAAGCACUUGCAAUCAUCAUAGAAAUUGGAGAUGAGGAUGCACUGGCCUGGACCUGCAUAAGCCUGGGAACUGUGUUACAACCACUCGGUGAUUGUCAGAAGGCUAAAGAAUAUUACGAGAAAGCACUUGCCAUCAGCAUGGAAACUGGUGAUAAGACUGUACAGGUAGUGACCUGCAGAAACCUAGGAAAUGUGUUACACUCACUCGAUGAACAUCAGAAGGCUAAAGAAUAUUACGAGAAAGCACUUGCCAUCAGUACGGAAAUUGGUGAUAAGCAUGAACAAGCUUCGAACUGCAGAAACCUAGGAACUGUGUUAAGCUCACUCGAUGAAUAUCAGAAGGCUAAAGAAUGUUACGAGAAAGCACUUGGCAUCAGCAUGCAAAUUAAUGAUAAGAGAGGACAAGAAAGCAGCUACGAAAACCUAGGAUUUGUCAUGGAAAAUGGUUAUAAGAGAGGAGAAGCAGCCAACUGCGCAACCCUGGAAAAUGGUUAUAAGAGAGGAGAAGCAGCCAACUACGUAACCCUGGGAAAUGUGUUAACCUCACUCGGUGAAUAUCAGAAGGCUAAGGAAUAUCUCAAGAAAGCACUUGCCAUCUCCAUAAAAAUUGGUGAAAAGAGUGGGGAGGCAUGGAUCUGCCGAAGCUUACAAAAAUUGCUACGCCAACUCGGUAACUAUCAGAAGGCUAAAGAAUAUUCCGAGAGAGCACUCGCCAUCCACAUAGAAAUUGGUGACAAGGGAGGAGAAGGAAACGACUACCUUAACCUAGGAUCUCUGUUGCUACCUUUUGGUAAAUUUCAUAAGGCUAAAGAAUAUUACGAGAAAGCACUUGCCAUCUACGCAGAAACUGGCAAUAAAAAAGGACACCUCUGUUGUUACGUGGGCCUUGGAUUGACACUUUGUGAGCUUGGAAAAUGUCGAGACGCAAAGGAAUAUGGUGAAAAAGCUCUUUCUAUCGCUACAGAAAUCGGUGACCGAGAAUGUCAUGCAAAAGCUUUGAAUAUCUUAGGCACAGUAUUUGAAAAACUUCAUGACUAUCAAAGGGCUAAAGAAUAUUAUGAGAAACAACUUGCUAUCAGCAGAAAACACGUCAGUAGAGAAAUCGUGGCAAAAAAUUGCCAAGAGCUGGGAAAAGUCUUUCUUAUGCUUGGAGAAUAUGAAAAAGCCAACGAAUACCUUGGAAAAGCUCUCGCGAUAAACUGCGAGAUUGGAGACAUAUUGAACGAGUUUUACACCCUGCUCAGUUUAUCGGUUUUGAGGAUACAGCAGUCAAAUUCCCCGGAAGCAUUUUUUUAUCUUUAUCAAAGUAUCGCUAAAUAUGAAACAUUGCGGAAUUUUCACCGGGAAAAUGAAGAUUUUAAACACAGUCUUCUAGAAACGGUUGGAGCUGUGCCUUUCGAGAUAUUCAGAAUACUGCUCUGUACUGCUGGAAAUCCUCAAAAGGCACUUUAUGUUGAGGAGCUUCGACGGGCUAGAUGUCUGGCAGACCUAAUGGAACGAAACUUUUCCGUUGAAAAUCACAUCUCAGCUGAUCUGAGAUCAUGGUUUGGGAUUGAAGAGAUUGUGAGCAAAGAACGUAAUUCUGCAUUCCUGUACAUUUCGUUUGAUACACGAGACGUCUCUCUCUGGGUUUUGAAAGCAAACGGAGACACUUUGUUUCGAAAAGCCGAAAAUGUCGACGACGAAACUCUCAUGGAUGAGAAAGCUUUUGAUUUGAAUAGUUAUUUCAACAAAAGUAUCCGCGGCUUUGGCGUUUUACCCCAACAGAAAUGCGAGGAUCGGUCUUUCAACGAAUCUUUGCAGAUUUUACUUCACGAUGAAAGCGAAGCAGAUUUGAGAGGCGAACAAGCUGAAGACACUGAAAGAAUGCUUUCUGUAUGCUUCAAACUGAUCAUCGCUCCAGUGGCAGACCUACUCACCGAGCCAGAAAUCAUCAUUGUUCCCGAACGUAGCUUGUAUCGAGUCCCAUUUGCAGCCUUACGCGACCAACCAGGCGGAAAGUCUUUAUCAGAGACCUUCAGGCUCCGCAUCGUCCCUUCUUUGACGACUUUAAAGCUCAUUCAGGACUGCCCAGUAGAUUAUCACAGUCAGACAGGUGCACUGGUUGUGGGAAAUCCCAAGGUGGGCAGGGCGCGUUACAGGGGAGAUAUCCAUGACUUCAUACCACUGGCCUGUGCGGAAAAGGAAGCAAAGAUGAUCGGGCAACUGUUGGGUGUUCAGCCAUUGUUAGGAGAGCGUGCCACAAGAGAGGCGGUACUUCAAGAAAUAAGUUCAGUGAGUCUGAUUCAUAUUGCUGCUCAUGGUAAAGCCGACAGAGGCGAGAUUGCCCUUUCCCCUAGCCCUGCUACGAGUAAUAUCUCAGAAGAAAAAGACUACCUUUUGAGGACCUCUGAUAUUUUACAGGUUAAAGUACGAGCCAAGCUUGUAGUGCUCAGCUGCUGUCACAGUGGGCGUGGAGAGAUCAAAGUCGAGGGAAUCAUUGGAAUAGCUCGCGCGUUUUUGGCAUCCGGUGCACGUUCAGUGCUGGUGACACUGUGGGCCAUAGAGGACGAGGCAACAGAGCAGUUCAUGAGGCAUUUCUACAGACACCUUGUCGACGGAUUUAGUGCCAGUGAAUGUCUUCACCAGGCCAUGAAGAGGCUGAGGAAAAUCGGCUACACCAAAGUUUCCCAGUGGGCUCCGUUCAUGCUGAUUGGAGACAACGUGACAUUUAACUUUAAGGAAGAAAGGAAGGACGAAUUGGAAGAGGAAUGAAGCAUGAAGCCUAAAGGGAACAUUCAGCAGAGCUUUUAGUUAAUUCUAUUGCUGAUCAUGAAC
Stylophora pistillata is the source of this 3423-nucleotide messenger RNA. RefSeq lists its product as uncharacterized. NCBI's taxonomy places the organism in Eukaryota, Metazoa, Cnidaria, Anthozoa, Scleractinia, Pocilloporidae. The record is from RefSeq and is a predicted model, not a curated record. Gene Ontology annotation, molecular function: protein binding.